Molecule: messenger RNA, 1179 nt
Organism: Umbelopsis ramanniana AG
Lineage: Eukaryota; Fungi; Mucoromycota; Umbelopsidomycetes; Umbelopsidales; Umbelopsidaceae
Exons: 5
Coding region: 67-1050 (327 amino acids)
Source: RefSeq, a predicted model, not a curated record
UGCAAUCUCAUUUAAAGCGACGGCACUGAAUUGACUUUUGACUUUUACUCCUUGAACAAACCCAUUAUGGUUGCAUAUAUGUUGUUAAAAGCAAGAGUCAUUAGGAACUUUAUCCCAAUUUUCCUGCUUACCUCUUUCUUCUAUACUGCCACUCAAGGAGCCAACUUUGGCGAUCCUUGUGAUCCCACACCGAUAUACAGCCAGUCAUGGAAGUACGAAGAUUUUUGCAACAAUGUAUAUCUCUAUUGUGACGCAACUACUAGGAGGUGCCAGUACAAAGGCUGCUCGAAUUCGGAUUACAUACAUGGAUGGGACCUGAAGGUUCAUACAUUUCCUGAACGAUGCAAUACAAGAGCUCAAUACUGCCCCGAUGAUCAAUCACAAUGUCGGCCAUUGCUGCCCGACGGAGCAAAGUGUGAGCCGCAAAGGGACGACGAAUGUUCUGGAAGCUAUGCCAUGUGCUUAAAUUCAACAUGCCUCAUUAAAGGCGCUCCUCUAUCUGGAUUUUGUGGAUCUGAGGUAACAAAUUACGUUUCAUAUGAUUCUAGUGGACAGCAAAUACUUCAGACUAUCAUUCGAGAUAAUUGCACUCAAGGCUUAUACUGUGAUUACACUGAGUCCCACACAUGUAUUCUGGCCAAAGCAGUUGGCGUAUCAUGUACCCAGGAUAAUGAAUGUUUGAGUGAUAACUGUGUAGAGUCAAACAAUACCUGUGGUGUAGCUGCUGACUCUUUUCAUAAAGUAUCGGCGUGGGUUUGGGUGGUUUUAGCGAUAUCGAUAUUUCUUUUCGUAGUCACUACUCUAUUACUCUUAUGGUUCCUCCAUCGCUAUCAAUCAAAGCAAGAGCACGAGAAGGCCCGCAGAUUUUUUGAGCAAGCACAGCGGUUCUCCAAGCUGGCAGAAGAUGAAAAGCUUAAUGAGAAAGCUCUAAAGAGCUCUAAUUCAGCUUAUCAUACAUCUGGAAUGAUUUAUCUUGCUACACCCGGUUCAAUGCAAUUCAAUCCGCGCAAGUCGAACGGGAGCCCAUCUCCAUCAGCUUCAAACAAUUAGAAAAUUUACCUGCUGAUAUAAUGGGCUUAUGGUCACUCUAAUAUAUAUGUAUGCUCGUAUAUUUUGAAGAUGUAGUCCAUUGUGAUAAGUAGCGAAUAAAUUUGAGAAGCCGUAGCAAAUGAAUCGAAG